Messenger RNA from Paramormyrops kingsleyae, 8098 nucleotides. Its product is annotated as phospholipid-transporting ATPase ABCA1-like. Gene Ontology annotation, molecular function: lipid carrier activity; ATP hydrolysis activity; ATP binding. Gene Ontology annotation, biological process: transmembrane transport; lipid transport. NCBI's taxonomy places the organism in Eukaryota, Metazoa, Chordata, Actinopteri, Osteoglossiformes, Mormyridae. Gene Ontology annotation, cellular component: intracellular membrane-bounded organelle; membrane. The record is from RefSeq and is a predicted model, not a curated record.
CCUGCGCGCGCGCCCCUCGGAGGGACCGGACCGCAUUAACGGCGCAGGAUGGUUUUGACCGGGAGUAACCCGGAGUCUUAAAGCGCCAGUUUGGGAGGUCGUAUAAAAGAUCCGAAGAGAGGAAAAGCGCUCUUACAGUGCAGUGGUGCGGUGUGGACAAUGCCGGAGAAAACAAAGCCAAGAAAUGCUUUAAUUUAACUUUCUACCCAAAAGGAUGAUUAUUCAUGCACUGGUCAAAUCACUCUUCGUACUCUUGUAAAGCGGAGAGCCCACUGGGGAAAGUUUUAGAGGCAAGAUGCCCGUCUCUACCCAGCUGGGCCUGCUGCUGUGGAAGAACUUCACCUGCAGAAGGCGGCAGACGCUUCAGCUCCUGAUCGAGAUCGUCUGGCCGCUCUUCAUUUUCUCCGUCUUGAUAUCUGUGAGGCUCAGCUACCCCCCGUAUGAGCAACAUGAAUGCCACUUUCCAAACAAAGCCAUGCCAUCUGCGGGCACCCUGCCCUGGAUCCAGGGGAUCUUCUGCAAUGCGAACAACCCCUGCUUCCGCUACCCCACCCCUGGAGAGUCACCUGGAGUUGUGGGCAACUUCAACAAUUCUAUCAUUUCACGCCUGUUCAUCGACUUGAAAAGGAUCCUGCUGUACAGCCAGAGCGACAGGAGCAUGGAGGGUCUGAGGGCCCUGGCUCAGGCCUUGAGGACCGUGCAGAGCCACGCUUUAGGUGUCAAACUAAAGGACUUUCUCCGUGACAAUCAGCCGUUGUCGGCGUUCCUGGAGAACAACAUGUCAUUCCCACCACACGCCGUCGAGGAGAUCGUGGAGGCAGACAUCAAUCUGGAAAGGGUGCUGAUGAGAGGGUCUGGGAUGGACCUGAGGGAUCUGUGCAAUGGGAGCUCCCUGGAAGGGUUUGUGAACGCGUCGGACAGCAACGUGCUUCUGCUGGCCCGAGGCCUCAUCUGCAAGUCCUGGGAUCAGUGGCCCAGCGAGCCGGAGACCCACUUCCUAUCCAGCCUUGACUUUCUGAAGCCCAUACAGGGGGAUGUGAAGUCAGACACUCAGGUCAUCCAGGAGCUGUCAGAGGCAACAGAAAGCUUUCUGAAGAGCUUGGGGUCGCUGGUGGUUCAGCUCGCCGGCAUGCGGAGCUGGCACGACCUGCGCCACGAGGUCCUGUACCUGAUGCACAACGCCAGCGGCUCCCCCAUGCUCGUGUACCAGGCCGUCUCCCGCAUCGUCUGUGGGCACCCCGAGGGCGGCGGCCUCAAAAUCAAGUCCCUCAACUGGUACGAAGACCACAACUAUAAGGCGCUUUUUGGCAGCCAGAACAGCAGUGAGAACGAGCCGGUGUUCGUCUACGAUAACUCCUCCAGCCCCUUCUGCAACAAGCUGAUGAUGAACCUGGAGUCCAGCCCCAUGUCACGCAUGAUCUGGAGGGCACUGAAGCCCCUGCUGGUGGGGAAGGUGCUCUACACUCCGGACACAGCCGCCACACAGAGGAUCAUUAAGGAGGUGAACAAGACAUUCCAAGAGCUUGGUGUCCUGCGGGAUUUGGGUGGUGUUUGGGAGGAGCUGAGGCCCAAGAUCUGGAACUUCAUGGAGAACAGUGAGGAGAUGGAUUUAGUCCGGACUUUACUGAAGAACAAUGCCAGUGCCCACUUCCUGAACACCCAGCUCACUGGGACAGAGUGGAGGGCUAAGGACGUGUCCAGUUUCCUGUCCAAGCUCUCUGAGGACACACGGCCCGCGGGGACAGUGUUUACAUGGAGAGACGUCUUUAAUGAGACUGACCGUGCUGUGCAGACCAUCUCCCACUUCAUGGAUUGUGUCAAUUUAGAUAAACUGGAGCCAGUGGAUAAUGAAGAGAUCCUGGUGAACAAAUCCAUGCAGCUACUGGAUGACAGGAAAUUUUGGGCUGGAAUCGUCUUCCCGGACAUAGAAUCCAACAGUUCCGAACUCCCACCCAAUGUGAAUUACAAGAUUCGCAUGGAUAUCGACAAUGUUGAACGGACCAAUAAGAUCAAAGACGGUUACUGGGAUCCCGGUCCGAGGGCCGACCCCUUUGAAGACUUACGCUACAUCUGGGGUGGCUUCUCCUACCUUCAGGAUGUCAUUGAGCAGGGCAUCAUCCGAGCAGUCACCGGCACUAAGGAGAGGGUUGGCAUAUACAUCCAGCAGAUGCCUUAUCCCUGCUACGUCGAUGAUGUCUUCCUGCGUGUGACGAGCCGCUGCAUGCCCCUCUUCAUGACCCUGGCAUGGAUGUAUUCCGUGGCCAUCAUCAUCAAGGGCGUGGUGUACGAGAAGGAGGCUCGGCUGAAGGAGACCAUGAGGAUAAUGGGGCUGAACAGUGGCAUCCUGUGGGUCAGCUGGUUCAUCAGCAGUCUGAUCCCUCUGCUAAUCAGCGCCGCCAUCUUGGUUCUCGCCCUAAAGAUGGGGAACCUCCUGCCUUACAGUGAUCCAGGGGUCUUGCUGGUUUUUCUCGGCUCUUUCGCCGUGGUAACCAUAAUGCAGUGUUUCCUGUUGAGCACCAUCUUUUCCCGGGCCAACCUGGCAGCAGCCUGCGGAGGAAUUAUCUACUUCACCCUUUACCUCCCCUAUGUGCUCUGUGUGGCUUGGCAGGACUAUGUGGGUUUUGGUGGCAAAGUCCUGGCUAGUCUGUUGUCUCCAGUUGCUUUUGGAUUCGGCUGUGAGUAUCUGGCUCUUUUCGAGGAGCAGGGAGUGGGAGUUCAGUGGAGCAACUUACUCUCUAGUCCCCUGGAGGAGGACAGCUAUAACCUUAUCACCUCCAUCAUUCUUAUGUACUUUGACUCCUUCCUGUAUGGGCUGAUGACCUGGUACAUUGAGGCAGUUUUCCCAGGCCAGUAUGGGAUCCCAAGACCCUGGUACUUUCCUUGCACCAUGAAUUACUGGUUUGGGGAAAGUGGGAAAACAUGGACUCCGAAUAAAAAAGUGAAUUCAGAAGCUAUAUGCAUGGAAGAAGAGCCAACCCACCUGGGAAUGGGAGUUUACAUCAAGAACCUGGUAAAGGUGUAUCGCCAUGGAAACAAGGUGGCCGUGGAUGGGUUGACAUUAAGCUUCUACGAGGGUCAGAUCACCUCUUUUCUGGGCCACAAUGGUGCAGGCAAGACCACAACCAUGUCCAUCCUGACUGGGCUGAUACCCCCCACAUCUGGCACCGCAUACAUCAUGGGCAAGGACAUCCGCUCAGAUUUCAGCACCAUCCGACAAAACCUAGGAGUCUGCCCACAGCACAAUGUCCUCUUCAGCAUGCUUACUGUGGAGGAGCAUAUCUGGUUUUUUGCCCGUCUGAAAGGUCUCUCUGAAGACAAAGUGAAGGCUGAGAUUGAGCAGAUUAUCGCCAACGUUGGUUUGCCACACAAACGCAAGGCUAGAGUCAGCCAGUUGUCUGGUGGAAUGCAGCGGAAGUUGUCAGUGGCUUUAGCAUUCGUCGGAGGUUCGAAAGUCGUCAUCCUAGACGAACCGACUGCCGGUGUGGAUCCCUGUGCCCGUCGAGGCAUUUGGGAUCUCCUAUUGAAAUAUCGUCAUGGCCGCACUAUCAUCCUCUCUACCCACCAUAUGGACGAAGCUGACAUCCUGGGUGACCGCAUCGCAAUCAUCGCCUGUGGGAAGCUCUGCUGUGUGGGCUCCUCUCUAUACCUGAAGACUCAUCUAGGUACAGGUUACUAUCUGACCCUAGUCAAGAAGGACCUGGAUCUGUCCACCAGCUUCUGCUCCAACGGCACGGUCUCCUACAUCAAAAAGGAGAACAGUGAUACGGGAAGGUGCUCUGAUGCUGGGAUUGACGACAAGUGUGAAUCUGCGACCAUUAAUGUAUCGCUCAUCUCUAAUGUGAUCUUCAAGCACGUGCCUGCUGCACGCUUGGUAGAAGAUCUAGCCCAUGAGAUCACAUAUGUGCUUCCCUACAAGUCAGCCAAGGACGGUUCUUUCGGGGAGCUCUUCCAUGAGAUCGACAACUGCAUGUCUGACCUGGGAUUCUCCAGUUAUGGUAUCUCCGACACCACUCUAGAAGAGAUCUUUCUUAGGGUUGCUAAGGAGAAUGGAGCCGACGCAGAGAUGAUUUCAGACGGCACCAUUCCGACCCAUAGGAGGCGUGCUUUUGGAGAUCGGCCAAGCUGUCUCAGACUGUUCACCAACGACACCACUUUCAAUUGUGAGGAGUCUGAAACAUACCCAGAGUCAGACUGUUUAAGUGGAAUAGAGGGCAAAGGGUCAUACCAGGUCAAGGGCUGGAGUCUGAAGAAGCAACAGUUUGUUGCCCUGCUGCGGAAAAGGUUCCUAUACGCUUGCCGCUCCAGGAAAGGUUUUUUCGCUCAGAUUGUGCUGCCCGCAGUUUUUGUGUGCAUCGCCCUGAUCUUCAGCCUCAUCGUUCCUCCUUUUGGAAAGUAUCCCAGCCUGGCUCUACAUCCCUGGAUGUAUGACGAGCAGUUCACCUUCAUCAGCAAUGAUGCCCCUGAAGAUGCCAUAACUCAGAAAUUAUUAGAUGCCUUGACUGACCGUCCUGGCUUUGGAACGCGGUGCAUGGAUGGUAACCCUGUUCUAGAUGCCCCCUGCCCGACGGUGGAUGAUGACUGGUUCAUUCCCAGUGUGCCGGACAGUGUUCUGGACCUCUUCUUAAGGGGAAACUGGAGCAUGGAGAACCCAUCCCCCGCGUGCGAGUGCAGCUACGGCGGACGUAAGAAAAUGCUGCCGGAGUGUCCUGCCGGAGCUGGGGGCCUGCCGCCCCCCCAGAUGAAACUCACCACAUCAGACAUCCUGCAGAAUCUGACAGGCAGAAACAUCUCAGACUACCUGGUGAAAACAUAUUCUCAAAUCAUUGCAAAAAGCCUGAAAAACAAGAUCUGGGUCAAUGAAUUCAGAUAUGGCGGCUUUUCUUUGGGUGCCAAAGGCUCCCAUGGGCUUCCGGGCAAUAAGGUCAACGAGGCUAUCUCAAAGAUCAGGAGCCGCCUUCGCCUGGAACAGGGCACGGCGACCGACCGCUUCCUCGGAAGCUUAUCCAGCUUCAUCGAGGGACUGGAUACAAAAAAUAAUGUCAAGAUCUGGUUCAACAAUAAGGGCUGGCACAGCAUCGGAGCUUUCAUUAACGUGAUGAACAACGGCAUUCUGCGUGCUAAUUUGCCCAAAGGCGAGGACCCAAGCAAGCUGGGCAUCACGGCCUUCAACCAUCCACUCAACCUCACCAAGGAGCAGCUCUCCCAGGUGGCCCUGAUGACAACAUCAGUGGACGUGCUGGUGUCCAUCUGCGUGAUCUUCGCCAUGUCCUUCGUGCCGGCCAGCUUUGUGGUUUUUCUAAUCCAGGAGCGUGUCAGCAAGGCUAAGCACAUGCAGUACAUCAGUGGCGUGCCGCCCUUCCUCUACUGGCUUGCUAACUUUGUUUGGGAUAUGUGUAACUACAUAGUUCCUGCAACCCUGGUCAUCGUUAUCUUUAUCUGCUUCCAACAAAAGUCCUAUGUGUCCUCAACUAAUCUUCCUGUGCUGACACUUCUGCUGCUUCUCUAUGGGUGGUCCAUCACACCACUGAUGUAUCCAGCAUCGUUCUUCUUCAAGAUCCCCAGUACAGCAUAUGUGGUCCUCACCAGCAUCAACAUCCUAAUUGGAAUCAAUAGCAGUGUCUCUACCUUUAUCCUAGAACUCUUUGGCAACGAAGAAAUUGGGAAUAUUAUUGACGUCCUCAAGAACGUUCUACUGGUUUUCCCGCACUUUUGCCUGGGCCGAGGUCUAAUUGACAUGGUGAAGAAUCAAGCCAUGGCAGAUGCCCUUGAGAGGUUUGGUGAAAUCCAUUUCUAUUCCCCACUGGCCUGGGACAUGGUGGGUAAGAACCUCUUCGCCAUGGCGGUGGAGGGCGUCAUCUUCUUCUGUAUCACUGUACUCAUGCAGUACAGUUUCUGCAUUAAGGCCAGAUCAUUCCACACCAAGCUAAAUCCUGUUGGUGAAGAAGAUGAGGAUGUGGUAAGGGAAAGGCAGAGGAUACUGAAUGGAGGAGGACAGGCUGAUAUUCUGGAACUCAGACAGCUAACUAAAAUAUACAAGAGGAACCAGAAGCCGGCCGUUGAUCGCCUGUGCGUGGGCGUCCCACCCGGAGAGUGCUUUGGCCUGCUUGGUGUGAAUGGAGCCGGAAAAACAAGUACCUUCAAAAUGUUGACUGGAGACUCAGUAAUUACAUGUGGAGAAGCUUACUUGGAUGGAAAAAGCGUGCUGACAGAGAUUGAUGAAGUGCAUCAGAACAUGGGUUACUGCCCUCAGUUUGAUGCGGUCAACGACCUUCUGACUGGCCGUGAGCAUCUAGAGUUCUACGCCGUGUUGCGCGGGGUACCAGCGAAAGAAGUUUGCAAAGUCGCUGAGUGGGGAGUCUGCAAAUUGGGCCUACAGAAGUGCACAAACAAGAUGGCUGGAAGUUACAGCGGAGGGAACUUGAGGAAGCUGUCCACUGCCAUCGCUCUGAUUGGAGGACCACGUGUUGUGUUUCUGGACGAGCCCACCACCGGCAUGGACCCCAAGGCUCGCCGAGCGCUCUGGAACUGCAUCCUCAGCAUCCUCAAACAGGGCCGCUCCGUGGUCCUCACCUCACACAGCAUGGAAGAAUGUGAGGCUCUCUGCACCAGAAUCGCCAUCAUGGUCAACGGCAGGUUCCGCUGUCUGGGAAGCGUUCAGCACCUGAAGAACAGAUUCGGGGAUGGGUACACCAUCGUCCUGCGGGUAUCGGGACCUGAGCCGGACCUGCAGCCCGUGAUGGAGUUUGUGGAGAAGGAGCUUCCGGGCAGCGUGCUGAAGGAGACCCACAGGAACAUGCUGCAGUACCAGCUGCCCUCCUCGCUGGCCUCGCUGGCGCACAUCUUCGACGUUCUGUGCAGGAACAAGCAGCGUCUGCAGAUAGAGGACUACUCAGUGUCGCAGACCACACUCGACCAAGUGUUCGUUAAUUUUGCCAAAGACCAAAGUGACGAGAGCCACGGCAACAGAUAAAGCAGACCAGCACGGCCGUGGGAACUAUGACGCUCAACUCCUCAAGGACGACAAGUCAAAUGAAAGCUUUUUUCAGCCGCGUCCUUUUUCCAACUCUUGAAAAUGAACGUAUUUUUUGUUCCGAGUGAAAAAGGAGAACGCGAAAACUCCAGCACACUACAGAAAUAGUCAAUGCAAAACCUCCCCAUCGUGUUAUCAACAAUGCACGUAAAGCCCCUCACCUAGUGGUGCUGAAGCUGGGAUAUACUCCAUUUUUGUCCUCCACUGAGGGUGUUUAGCCAGUACAGUAGAACUUUAUACAAUGUGAUUACGAUGAUUCCAGUAAGACACUGCAGGCAACUGUGAACACAGUUCAAGGUUGAUUCUUUGGAACAUAGAGUACAGAAUAGUCUUUAAGCCUUAUUAUAUUUCUUACCGAAGAGUAAAACCAGUGAAAGUUUUGUUACUUAUUACAAUAUAUAAGAAAGGUGUUUAUUAUUUUGCGUUAAGACCAGAAUUUCUGUAUCAUUCCCUUUUAUUGUCUGAUGUGGUACUCUCCUCCUUGUUGUGGUACAUUUUGUUUUUAUUCGAAUCAGAUUGGAAGAAGAUGUACAGAAAGGACAAACUUGGCUAGAAAAUAUAGCGUAUAAUUUUGUGAUCUUUUUGUUUGCUGAGCUCAUGCCUCGUUUCUCUGAAUACCUCAGGAAGUUAGUUCAGACAUGUUGGAUGUUUAUUUUGUGGAACGUGUGAACAGAUCAAUGUCGUCAUCAGGUCUGUAUGGUUUUUUUUUUGAUAAAUUUCUGCAAAUUUCCACAAAAUUGAUGUGAUACGUGGUUAGAUCCAGUGGGGCCUUCUACUCACGGUUUGUUUGUUUUUUAAUUUUGAAGUUAAUGAAGCACCUCAAUCGAAGAACUGACCAUAAGUAUUAAGUCCUCUUGGCAAACUCAUCCUUUGGGUCAGUAUGAUCAUUUUCCGUUCCCCGUUUGUUUGUAUGAUCGGGUCUGUUGAGGUGGCUGAAAGAUCCAGGUGAUCACUGGGCUGUAUUGGCAUGUUUACAUUUGAAGUGUAACGAGAGCCUAUGAAAGUCUGUUACGUGUAUUAUACAACACUUAUUUACAGAAUACAAUAAAAUUGCAAAAUUUGAAUAAU